Messenger RNA from Hippopotamus amphibius kiboko, 2021 nucleotides. It is a transcript of the gene FBXL6, whose product is annotated as F-box and leucine rich repeat protein 6. The record is from RefSeq and is a predicted model, not a curated record. The coding region runs from base 37 to 1671 and encodes 544 amino acids. The transcript has 7 exons. Gene Ontology annotation, cellular component: SCF ubiquitin ligase complex. Gene Ontology annotation, molecular function: protein binding. Gene Ontology annotation, biological process: SCF-dependent proteasomal ubiquitin-dependent protein catabolic process. Lineage: Eukaryota; Metazoa; Chordata; Mammalia; Artiodactyla; Hippopotamidae.
CUCCCCUGGGCGGGAAGCGGAGCUGAGCGGCCGGCCAUGGCUCCGGGGGUGGCCCGGCGGGCCCGGCGCAGGGUGCGGGUGGUGCGGCCGGCGGCGGCGCGGAGCCGCUCGGCGGAGGACUGGUGGUGGGAUCGGCUGGCGCCGAGCGGCUCCGGGUACCACCUGCUGCAGUCGGACAGCAUGCUGCUGGUGCUGCCCGGCCCGGGGCCCGCCCGCCCCCGCGCGCAGAGGCGCGCCGCCCGCCGCGCUCAGCGGCUGCGACCCCCCGGGUCCCGCGUCGCUGAGGCCGAGGCCAGGAUCGCGUCCGCGCCGCAGCAGGAGCCCGACCCGGGCUGGGGCGACCGCAUUCCCUUGGAAAUCCUGCUGCAGAUUUUCGGGCUGCUGGUGGCGGCGGAUGGGCCCGUACCCUUUCUCGGCAGGGCUGCACGCGUGUGCCGCCGCUGGCACGAGGCCGCCUCCCAGCCCGCGCUCUGGCACACCCUGACGCUGUCACCCCCGCUGGCUGGUCGCCCUGCCAAGAGUGGGGCCAAGGCUGAGAAGAAGCUCCUUGCUUCCCUGGAGUGGCUUAUGCCCAAUCGGUUCUCACAGCUCCAGAGGCUGACUCUCAUUCACUGGAAGUCCCAGGUACACCCUGUGUUGAAGCUGGUUAGCGAGUCCUGUCCUCGGCUCACCUUCCUCAAGCUGUCUGAUUGCCACGGUGUGACCCCUGACACUCUGGUCAUGCUGGCCAAAGCCUGCCCGCAGCUCCACAGCCUGGACAUACAGCACUCCAUGGUGGAGUCCUCGGCUGUGGUAAGCUUCUUGGAGGAGGCGGGGCCCCGAAUGCGGAAGCUUUGGCUGACCUACAGCUCCCAGACAACGGCUAUCUUGGGUGCGCUGCUGGGCAGCUGCUGCCCACAGCUCCAGGUCCUGGAGGUGAGCACCGGCCUCAGCCGCAACAGCACUCCCCUCCAGCUGCCUGUCGAGGCCCUGCAGAGAGGCUGCCCCCAGCUGCAGCCUGGGCCUCACUCCCAGGUGCUGCGGUUGCUGAACCUGACGUGGCUGCCCAAGCCUUCCGGCCGAGCGGCGACUCCCAGCCCGGGCUUCCCCAGCCUGGAGGAGCUCUGCCUCGCCAGUUCCACCGGCAGCUGUGUGAGCAACGAGGUCCUGGGCCGCCUGCUGCACGGCUCCCCUCGCCUGCGCCUGUUGGAUCUGCGUGGCUGCGCCCGCGUCACCCCUGCUGGCCUGUGUGAUCUGCCGUGUCGGGGUCAGCGCUCCCUGGGUGGCGGCGGGGCGGGGGGCUGUGGGCGUUCUUGUCCCGUCGUCCGCACCACGUGCCCGCGCCUGUCGCCUCCAGAGCUGGAGCAGCUUCACCUGGGCCUGUAUGGUGUGUCAGACCGGCCGACUCUAGCCAAGGAGGGCAGCCCUCUGCUGACCCAGAAGUGGUGCCACGCUCUGCGGGAGCUGGACCUGAGUGGCCAGGGCUUCAGCGAGAAGGACCUGGAGCAGGCCUUAGCCGCCUUCUCUGGCACAUCCGGGGGCUCACACCUGGCCCUGUGCUCCCUCAACCUCAGGGGCACCCGGGUCACACCAAGCACAGUCAGGUCAGCAGCUCCCCCCGCCCCACCAAUUCCUUGGAGUCAGUACAGCUUGCCCCCGGUCCUGCCUGGCUUGCCAGCUCUGGGGCUCUGAAAAGGCAGCCUAUGCUGGCCGAGCCCCUGCUUGGGGUUGGCCUUAGGGACACCAGGAGUACUGGGUGUGGGCCUUGAUGGCUGUAGGAGGCAGAUCCAGCUGUGGUGCUAGGGCUGAGAGGGCUCCCUAGACUGGCUCAGCCCUGCUGGUGCCUGGGUCUUCUGGGGGCCAGUGGCUUAACCCCCCACGGCCUGCCCUGCCCCCACAGCUCUGUGAUCAGCAGCUGCCCAGGUCUGCUGUACCUCAAUCUGGAGUCCUGCCGCUGCCUCCCCCGGGGCCUGAAGCGGGCCUACAGGGGCCCUGAGGACAUCCAGUGGUGCCUGGAGCAGCUGCUCACCAGCCUCCCUUCC